AUGAGCGUCACGGUUCGAUACACACGGGCAGAACUCUUGUCACUGGCCCCAAAGCCGCACGAGAUUACCCUCACAGCUGGGGCCUUGCAGAAGUUCAAGGUAAUAGAAACGGAACCACUCGUGGAGACGACUCCAGUGGAGCCCCCUCGCAACGAAAGCGCCAGCAGUGGUGGUGGUGGUGGUGGUGGCGGCAGUGGCAAUCGCAAAGGGGAAGGGAAAAACGGCGCAAGUGGGCGUCGCACAGCAAACAACGACCGCUUCGCACCCCCUUCGCGUGGCUGGCGCGGCAGCAGGGACCAGGAGGCAUUUGAGGAAGGCUACAAGUAUGAAUUGGAGCGGAAUGCCAUAAAAAAACAGGCUCUACAGGAAACCAUGGCGAGAGAACAACAAAAAAGCGAAAAUGCUGCGGAGGAAGAGACGAAGGCAGAAUCUAAGGAAAAGGACGAGCCAGCUCCCGCAAAGGAGGAAGCCAAGGUCAAUUAUGACGACGAAAUGGAACGUUUGAUGACAAGCAUUGGGUUGGGUGAUGGUGCGACCAAGAAGGUCACCAAGUCGCGUUUCUUCUCUGGAGCGGAAUCUGGAAACAAAGGCACCACAACUGCUCCCCUGGCCACUGGACAAUCCUUCAUGGAGCCAUCGGCGCUGCCUUCGACAAUAUCUACAAAGGACCAGUGGCCGUUUCACGCGAUGGUCCCAACGAGCGGGAAUGUGGUUUGGAACAACGUGGAUGCGCAGCGGGCCUCUGGGAUUGCAGGCCCUGCAUCCGCUACUAACGGUGCCGUCCCAACUAAUGUGGUUGUAGGUUCUGUGCAGUCUUCCAUGCUUUCAGGUGUGUCGGCUCCAUCUUCAGUGCAAAUGACACAACCAUCUUUGUUGGGAACGGUACCGUCAUCGACGACAACAUCUACAAUUCCGUCUACAGCGGCACCAGCACCAGCGUCAGAGCCCUCGAAGACAUCGCCUAUCACUCAGGCCCGAACGUGGAACGCACAGGAGUUAGAGCAAAUGCUUUUAAGUGGCCAGAUGAACAAUAAACAAACAAAGCAAGAGGCGGCUAAAGGCAAACCUAUUGACGCUUCAGCGCUGGAAUCUCAGUUGCUCCAACAGGUGCAGCAGAAUACGCUACGCUCUCACACACAACAGCCGCAACCACAGCCAUCUCCCCACGCACCGGUUCCUGGGACUCCCUCAAUGAGUGGUGCCGCACCGGCGCCUGGAACUCCUCCAACGAUUCCUACAUCUGGGCAGCGUACACCACCUCAGGUUUCCUUGGCUCAGCCCCCGCAGCACAUUCCACAACAACAGCCCAUGCCGUUGCCGUGGGGAAUGACCAUGCAAAAAGUUCCACCGCAACAAUUGCACCAAAAGCUCAUGCAGCCGCAGCCGCAACACCGCCACCACGGUAUUCCCCAGCCGGUUCCCAUCAUCAUGAGUGGGGCACAAGGUGCACCCUACUAUGCACAACAGACUAUGCAUGGCCACUAUGUCGCUGGUUUCGUCCCUGGCCAGGGACAACAGCCGAUGGUGGUAUACCGUUCUGCGGAUGGGACGACUCAGUAUGCCAUGGGGGCGACGGGAUUCCCUCCCAAUGCACAGAUAUUGUUCCCACCGCAGCAACAACAGCAACAACAGCGCCGCUAG
Trypanosoma grayi is the source of this 1641-nucleotide messenger RNA. RefSeq lists its product as hypothetical. The transcript has a single exon. The coding region runs from base 1 to 1641 and encodes 546 amino acids. The record is from RefSeq and is a predicted model, not a curated record. NCBI's taxonomy places the organism in Eukaryota, Euglenozoa, Kinetoplastea, Trypanosomatida, Trypanosomatidae.